UUACUUAUUAAAAAAUAUAGUCGACGGUGGUGGCAGAAGACUGCAGACCAUAUUAUUUUCUGGGAGGAUUUCAAGAAUCGGAGAGUAGGGAUGGCGGAAGAAGGAGGCAAUGGAAAGGGAAGUGAGAAUUGGGUGGAGGAUCUUCAGCGUGCGGUCGUCCAAUCGAAGGACUCAGCCAUUCGCUCUGCUCGUUCCUUUCAACAAAAUUCUUCUUACCAUCUUCGCUCCUUACAGGAUUAUCUGCCACAAGCAAUUUCUCAGUUCAAAACUUAUGAAGAUACCUUUUUCAACAGAAUUAAAGAGGAGUUGAUGAGUGCAAGGGAACACCCAGUUGAGGCUGUUGGGGUUGCUGUAACAGCUGGUCUCCUUCUUAUGCGAGGCCCUCGAAGGUUUCUGUUUCAUCAUACAUUUGGUCGACUUCAAAGUGAAGAGUCAAAAUUUCUUAAAGCUGAAAAGAAUGUAAAAGAGUUGAACCUUUCUGUAGAUUUAAUGAAGAAGGAGAGCCGAAAAUUACUUGAAAGGGCAUCUCUGGCUGAGAAGGAUAUGAAACAUGGCCAUACUGAGCUCUUGGAUGCUGGAAGUCAAAUUCAAUGGCAUGCUAAAUCAGUUUACAAGGUUGAAAUCCAAGUUGCAGAUUUGAUGGAUGGGCUACGAGAAAUCCCUGGAAGGGAGGCUUUGAAACUUCGAGCAGAGGUUGCUUCUAUGGCAUCACUUUUGAAGCAGCAUAGGACUGUGCUGGACAAACAGAUCAUGAAGAUUUCUGAACUAGGGGUUCCUGUUUGAUAGCAUAUAAGUGAUCCUUGAGGGCACCACUUGGGGUAUCUGUAUUUUCUUACUUUUAAUUAUUCAACACCAAAGCAUGCUCAUGAUGAGAGAACAUGAGAUUUUUCCUUUUCCAAAGUUGCAAUAACACUGGAAACAAUGAUUGUAGCUUCAAAUGGUGCAUUUUGUGAAAUUCAUUGGUUAAACUAAUUUAUUAACAAAUAUUGUCAUCUUA
Molecule: messenger RNA, 997 nt
Organism: Hevea brasiliensis (rubber tree)
Lineage: Eukaryota; Viridiplantae; Streptophyta; Magnoliopsida; Malpighiales; Euphorbiaceae
Product: RGS1-HXK1-interacting protein 1
Exons: 8
Coding region: 91-783 (230 amino acids)
Source: RefSeq, a predicted model, not a curated record